CCGGGUCUGCGCUUGGCACUGCACAUUUGGUUGAAAAAGUUCGAGGCGUGUGGCUGUACAUCCGCGUAAAGUGGGCUGAUAAUUUUACUUUCCCUGUGUGAAAAAGCACGAAAUUGGUGAAUUUUGUGCCUUUGCUGCGCGCGUGAGUGGUAGAAGGUUGGAAAUUACCGGUGCUGUCUAGUGGAAGUUUGUGUGAAUUAGGUUUUUGAAGCGCAUCGCUUGAAUCAUGAGUGAAAAGCAGGACCCACAAAAUGGCGAUCACCAGAACGGCCGCAACGAUGAUGAUGAGAUUCGCGAACCGGAACAUCUGCGUAAGCUGUUCAUCGGCGGUCUCGACUACCGCACCACGGACGAUACGCUGAAGGCGUACUUCGAGAAAUGGGGCAAGGUGGUGGACGUGGUCGUCAUGAAGGAUCCGAAAACGAAGCGUAGCCGCGGGUUCGGGUUCAUCACCUACUCGAAAUCGUACAUGAUUGACGACGCGCAGGCGAGCCGGCCGCACAAGAUCGAUGGGCGCGUGGUCGAGCCGAAGCGGGCCGUUCCGCGACAGGACAUCAACCGUCCGGAGGCCGGCUCGUCGGUGAAGAAGCUGUUCGUCGGCGGUCUGCGCGAUGACUUCGACGAGGAGCAUCUGCGUGAGUACUUCUCCAAGUACGGCAACGUCAUUUCGGCCUGCAUUGUUACAGAUAAGGAUAACGGCAAGAAGCGUGGCUUCGGUUUCGUCGAGUUCGACGAUUACGAUCCGGUGGACAAAAUCAUCUUGCAAAAAAGCCACACCAUCCAGAACAAGCUGCUGGAUGUGAAGAAAGCACUGCCAAAGCAAGAUAUGGACCGGUACAAGAACGACAUGGGUCGUACCGGUGGUGGUGGCGGUGGCGGCGGUGGUGGCGGUGCCUGGGGCAACCAGCGCGGCAGCGGUGGUGGCGGCUGGAACAGCCAGCGCGGUAGUGGUGGUGGUGGUGGUGGCGGCUGGGGUAACCAGCGCGGUGGUGCGGCGAACGAUUGGAACAGCGGUGGGUUCAAUAAUGGUGGCGGUUUCAAUAACGGUGGCUUCAACAAUGGCGGCAACAACUGGAACAACGGUGGCGGCAAUCCGUGGGACAAUGGGUGCGGUUCGCAGGGUCAGGGCGGUUGGGGCAACAACGGUGGCAAUUGGGGCGGCAACAGUGGCGGCGGUGGUGGCGGAUGGGGUGGCAAUGAGUUCGGAAAUAACUACCAGCAAGGAUACAACGCCGGUCCGGUGCGCGCCGGGGGCAAUUUCAACCAGCGAGCGGCACCCUACGGCAACCAAGGGGCUGGUCGCAGCGGAAGGUACGGCACUAGCCGUAUACAUUAAAUUUGACGAAGAGAGAGAGAGAAAAAAGAGUGGAUGAUGUCCCGUAAGAUUGAAUAAGUAAGAAUGCCUAUGCUCACUUUGCCUAUCAUCUUCAAACUGUCUAUUUCUCGUUGUGCAUAUUUUGAAGCCAAAAUAACUGCUCUUACCACAUGUUUCUUGCGUCUUGCGCCGGGUUCACAUACACCGCAUCGCGUACACGAACGUGUGUGUGAUAGCGAUCGUUAACGAACUCUGUCCGACAACCACCGUUCGCUCGCUCACCACUUGUCUUCUAACCACGCCAUACACCGUCUACUGUUGUUGACCGCCCCCAUACUCCCUCCACCCUCUGCCGCCGAUCGCACAUGUCGCUAACGCAAUGUGUCCCCAGAUGUAUCUUUGUGCGUCCCAUCGUCUCUUUCCCAUCCACAGCACAGCUACCACACACAAGCAAGUGCAACGCGCGGCUCUUCAAAGGUACAAAGCAAAGUUUUAGAAAGAGGCUAGAGCCAAAAAAAAUGAAGGUACAUUACAUACUCAGUCACAGUGAGCAAAACAAAACCAUACUCAGGCAGAGGCACAGUGUGUGCGUGUGUUUGGCAUGGCAGAGAAUGCAUGACAAAAAGCAGAGAACAGAUGUGCAUUACCGUAUAAAAGGGCUCGAUGGGAGAGGACAGUCAUUCGAAAAGUGUGGAGGUUCAAUCGAUAGGAGCUUCUUCACCCAAGCCAGCACGUUAACAACAGGAAGGAGAGUGCAGGAGCGCGCGCGUGCACACACAAACACACAGGCGAGAUGAAGGACAGUGACGAGAGAGAUAUAUAUUGAGUAGUGGAGAAGGUACCCACGCGCAUUCAUUUGCCAGGAUCUCAGCUCCACCUUGCUCUAUAGACUAGUCCGCAUUAACCCAGCAAACAUCAGGCGCGUGCAACCCUUCCCUCGUCAGAGUUUGAGCGGUUUUCUUCAGAUCGACGUACAAAAGCAAAGCAUAUAUCUAAUGUGUAUGAGUGGUUAGAGCUAUCGCAUCCAUCCCAGGAAAGCAGCUGCAUUAUCCGCAGCACCACACAACAGGAAAGCAGUCGACAUAGAGGGAGGCACAUUGAGUGUAGCAUAUGACAGUGAUAGAGAACAGCAUUUGAACAACUUCAUUGCUUGCUUAACGUCAAGUUUUGCCCCGGUGGUGGUCACCGACAUCGUUGCUCUAGUAUGUGUUCCCUUUCCUCCUAUUUCUCGUCUUACCGGGCAGUGGUGGUUUUACAAGAUCGGAUGAGAAUGAGUCGUUAAGAGAAGAAGUAUAUAGACAACAACGCAGGUCUCUCAUUUUAUACGAACACUGCUGUAGAAAGGCGGAAAUAAAAGUCUUAGCGCGUUUUAGCGUUUGACCUUUUUGAGUGUAGCGCUACAACUGACUUGGAUGAAAUAUGUAUCCCCUGCGAGUAAAAUUUGAGUAAAACAUACAAAAACAGGAGAAGAAGAAAUAUACCGAUGAGCAGCAGGAAAACAAAUCUUAAAAACAUGCAACACACCAACACAAAAUGGCUCGGUGGUGGUGUGUAAAUCUCUCAACUACCUUCAUUGUUGGUGUACAAGCACAGUAACAGCCCUUGUGUUUGCUAUGAAACGGAUAGCAAGUAUAUUAUAUUUAUUAACUAUAAAUGUAUAGAUGUAUGGAAGUAUAAACUAGACUAGAGUUUAAGACCAGGGAUUGCUCGGUAAGCGAAGUUUGAUUUACACUACAAAAGAAUUUAACCAGUUUUAUACAUAGCCAUCCCCACAGAAAUACACAAACUCUGACACACUUUCACAGCUAACAAUCGUACAUCAGCUUCUUGUCGUUCAAAGACACAGAUGGUUGUUUUUCAUUUCAAAUAGGAAACAAAAGAGAAAAAUGCAACUCGCUUUGAGUUUCAAAGCGACGGUAAAAAAAAAAUAUUAGAACAAUCGAAAAAGUUCAGUUAUAAAAACAAACACAAAAGAUAUAGCGCAAGAGUAGACAAGUAUAAAGUACUAAUUUAGGAAAUGAUGAGAAAGGAAAAAAGAGAAAAAUCGUCCAGAAAAACAACAUGACUAGGAAGUUGAGACAACAGGAACGAAAAUCGUAAAAAUGAUAAAGAGCGUAUAUAUCGUGUACACUGAACACACAGACCACAAGCAGAGUUAUUCAUACAUAUUUGAUUGUAUAUAGAUUGACGUUUGUCUUUUUCGUAAGGUAUAAAAUGAUUUUUUUUAAAUAUCAUUGAGUUCUCCAUCGUCGCACUGCUCGCAAUAGAUGAGUUUUAGUUCACUAGUUUGGUUCGAUUAAAAUGGUAUGGAUAUAUAGAAUAGCGCCGCUCUAAAGCAAAUAAAAAGCAAUAGGAAAAAAUGAAAGGUUUCGGUUGUGUUAUGUAGCAGCAAUUAUCGUUUUCUAACGUAUCAAUAGUAAACCAAUUUCUUACGUCGAGAAAUCACUCUUAUUAGAUUCAUAGUGAUAACAUUUGAGUGAUCCUGAUCAUAUCGAUCUUGGUUCGGUCACAAGGAUCCUCUUCUCGUAAUUGAUUUGAUCACAGUAAUUGAAAUAGAAGUCCCUGCAAGAUAGGAAGAAUGCUUUCCGCCGUUAAUUAAUGUAUGAAUUAUUGAAAUACACUCACGUGUACCGUUUCAAAUUAGGUUUGUUCGAUAGAGAUAUACUACACAACAUAAUAACCUUGCUAAAACCACCCCUGUGCCCCGUUUAUUAUAGGUUUUUUUUUCUGGUACAACAGCAUAUUCACGUGUAUAACCUACCAACCCCCCCCUAAUAAUUAUAAUAAUUAUCUCUCCGGUGCGAGAGGAGAAAGAGGGAACACAAAAUAAAACAAAUACAAAAACGAAACCAAGCUAUAGCUGGAGAAAAAGCAUCUUUUGAGAGUAAGAUCAUGUCGCAGUAAAACAAAAAUAAAUUAGAAAAGAGUAUAGAAUCGUCCGUA
This is a messenger RNA of Anopheles arabiensis, 4258 nucleotides long. RefSeq names its product heterogeneous nuclear ribonucleoprotein 87F (gene Hrb87F). The transcript is spliced from 5 exons. Bases 227 to 1336 code for a protein of 369 amino acids. The record is from RefSeq and is a predicted model, not a curated record. NCBI's taxonomy places the organism in Eukaryota, Metazoa, Arthropoda, Insecta, Diptera, Culicidae. Gene Ontology annotation, molecular function: RNA binding.